Malurus melanocephalus (red-backed fairy wren) is the source of this 4714-nucleotide messenger RNA. RefSeq names its product fibroblast growth factor 7 (gene FGF7). The record is from RefSeq and is a predicted model, not a curated record. The transcript is spliced from 4 exons. Gene Ontology annotation, biological process: positive regulation of gene expression; positive regulation of peptidyl-tyrosine phosphorylation; positive regulation of epithelial cell proliferation. Gene Ontology annotation, molecular function: growth factor activity; type 2 fibroblast growth factor receptor binding. Gene Ontology annotation, cellular component: cytoplasm. Lineage: Eukaryota; Metazoa; Chordata; Aves; Passeriformes; Maluridae. Bases 546 to 1130 code for a protein of 194 amino acids.
CCAAGUGAGGUCAGCAAAGGUAUUUAUCGAAAAGGACUGAACAACAGGCUCAACACACACAUGCACGCGCACGCAUAAGCACAUACACACCAUCGCUCCAGUGCUUGAUUUAUGGAAACAAUUAUAAUUCUGGUGGAGUCUUUCUGAACUGAGAAAGUUUGUAGCUACAGUAGAGUGUCUCAUGUUGCAAAAAGGAGACAACAGAAAUGGAGUACUUGGGUAUCCAGCUCUUAUCAACAGCAACAAAUCUUUUACUUCCAGUGCAAGCAGCAAAUUCAAGUAGUAAAGAAGGUCACGACAACAAAGGUUUUUAUAACUUGUGCCUUUAAAGGAUAUUCUGACUGAAGAGAYACUUAAGAAGCUCUUCUAUUUCGCCAUUUACUAUUAAGGAAUAACGAUCAGAAUUCUAGAAGAGGGAGCAAUCUCAUUUAAAUGAAUCUGUAACUCGUAAAGACAGAAGGCAGGUCGGUGACCUAAGAGCAACAAUCUACUUGAGAUUUAAUUUUCAUUAUGUUGUUCAUGAACACCCAGAACACUGCACUAUAAUGCACAAAUGGAUACUGACAUGGAUCCUGCCAAUUUUGCUCUACAGAUCAUACUUUUACAUUAUCUUUCUAAUGGGCACUGUAUCUUUAGCUUGCAAUGACAUGACUCCAGAGCAAAUGGCUACAAAUGUGAACUGUUCCAGCCCUGAGCGACAUACCAGAAGCUAUGAUUAUAUGGAAGGGGGGGAUGUAAGAGUGAGAAGACUUUUCUGUCGAACUCAGUGGUAUAUGAGGAUUGAUAAGCGAGGCAAAGUGAAAGGGACAAGAGAAGCAAAUAACAACUACAGUAUUCUAGAAAUCCGUACAGUGGCAGUUGGAAUAGUGGCAAUCAAAGGAGUGGAAAGUGAAUACUUUCUGGCAAUGAACAAGUCAGGACGACUCUAUGGAAAGAAAGUAUGCAAUGAGGACUGCAACUUCAUAGAAUUGAUUGAAGAAAACCAUUAUAAUACAUAUGCUUCUGCAAAAUGGACACACAAAGGAAAGGAGAUGUUUGUUACACUAAACCACAAAGGGGUUCCAAUGAAAGGUAAAAAAACAAAGAAAGAACACAGAGCAUCCCACUUUCUUCCUCUGGCAAUAUCUUAAUCACAGAUGGUCUAUAAAGAACUAGUUCCAGCAGGAAGAUUAAUUUUAAGAAGACUGUUUGACAAGAUAUCAAUAGAGGCUGGAAUACUACUGAGAAACUGAACAAGCUGGACUUGCGCAUUUAUGUUUAUUUUUAAGAGACUACAUGAAAAAGAUUUGAAAAUAUACACAAAACCAGAUUUACUAACUAAAAGUUGUAAAAAAUUCUAAAGAGUUGUACAAUCAUUAUCUUAGUCAUUGUAACUGGGUAGUUUCUUAAAUUAAUUUACCCUGAAGAAUAAUUCAUUACUUGAUUAUCUGAUAAUAUUUUAUUUAAAAAACUAUCUGCUUCUUAAAUAUGGCUGCUAUAAUAAUAAWAAGCAGAUGAUAAUGUUGUGUAAAAUAUGUCAGACUUUAAGGCUGCUGGAAUGAGUUGUCAGAUUAUCAAGUCAAUAGAAAAUGUGGAGGCUGAGCAGUAUUUUAAAUACUUCCCCCAAGAAACUGAUAUCCUAUACAUAAACUAUAUGAUCAAAAAAUAUAUAAUCUUGUAAAUGUUUAUUGUUGUAUUCAGAUAAGAGAGUUAGUUUGAAAAAAUUAAGUUUACUCUAACACAAAAUGUUCCUAUCUAUUAAUGAAACAAAUACCUAAUGCUGCUCUAAAAGAUGUUUCAAAUAGUGUAUGUAAAAUAAAAAUAGGAAUAAAUAAUGUACUUCAUCUCACUUUUCACAAAUUAACAUUUUAUAUAACAAUGAAGCAAAAAUUCAGACAUAUUAAGGUUUUUCAUGUAACAUAUCCUAUCUUUUGUAUAAUUCCUGUUAGGGCAAACAGCUUUCAAUAUUGUUUUUCCAUUCUUAUACAUGCUUCUUCUGUUGUUACAGCAUUAAACUUUAUUUUAAGUUGUAUUUGAACUUAUUGUUUUAAGUUAUUUAAAUGUUAUUUAUAAAAAAAAAACGAUACUUAUUAAGCUGCAUCUGUUUCAUAUGCUUUUAAUUCUAAAGGAAUAACAAAAUGGUCUGGCUGAGAUGCAUGAAUUUUUUUCUGUGACCAGACACAAAGACUAGUACACAACCCUCCUGCCAACAUACAUUGGAUGGCAGACAAAAAUGACAGCCUGCAGCAAAUCACACAAUGGACAUUUCAAAAGAAACAAUGCAAAAAUUUUAAAAAUCUAUGUCACAUACUCUCRAUAAUUGAAUUACUGGCAUGCUCAGAGUUAUGUCAGGUAAAAGAAGGUUAUAGUUCCAGCAGGAACUGGAAAUAAUCUUCAGAUGGUAGAACCUCCACUCACAGACACAGAAGUAUGUGCAAGUCUAUGUGACURGUUUGAAACUAGCGCUAAAACCAGCGUCACCUGAUGAAGAAAAGACAUGUUAAUUUUCUAUCUAAGUGUUCAGCUAAGCCCUACCAGAGUUAUGCAUUAUAUCCUUUCUUUCUGUUCAGUUUCCUGACACGUUUUCUUGGUAUUGUGAUAAUUUCACUUAGAUAAAGAUCACCAAAAAACUAGCUAAAGCAGCUGACACAGGACUGCGAGAGGGUCAAGUUAAUUUAAAAUGGUCUUAAAUGCUCUGCUUUGAAUAACAAGUGUCUAGAGCCAACCAUUUCUUCCUACAUGAAGCACUUUUAAGAGCACUCUAGAGAAAAUGGUGACAAUUUCCUAUGACAAAUAUUUUYUUAAAACCAGCUUGUUUAACAAAUAGUGCCAUUUGAAAAUCAAUUAUGAUAUUAGUAAGUCAAAAAUCAAAGAAUAUGAGAACAGAUCCAUGCAGAAAAAUUUGUCAAUACAGCUCCAUCAGUAAACCUUCAGUGUGCUUUUGCUAGUUUAUUUAUCACUUGUUCACUGAACACAAUAGACUGUACUAUGACUGAAGCUUUCUUGCUGUUACCCUCUCUGCACUACUUUUUAUGAAUAUAUAAACAGUGAAACAAAGUUCACACUCAUGAUCCACAGUAACAGCAGAACUUUCUAUAUCUAAAUUUGGUUAGUUGAAGCUUUGAAAUAAAAAUAACAAAACCUYGAUAAGAUUGUUUGUGUUUAAAAGCUUUACUGAAUUUUAAUUAAAAUGUAUACAUGCACGUCAAUAUAUAAAUAUAUAUGUAAAAAGAUCUUAAAACCAGAUGCAGACAGGCUCUUUUAAAUGAUCUUUUGAUUGUGUGAUUCAAGAAUAUAGAAAAACAGUUGAACAAAUCCUGAAUCCAAAUUGUAAUUAGCCCUCACUGCUAAAUGCUUUUAUAACAAAUCAUUAUGUUACCAUCAUUAUCAGGUAAGCCAAGGCUGCUUUGUGUUUUACAGGUGUCAUAACUGAAAUGUGUUCCGUGAGAGAAUUGUGCCUAGAAAGACACCUGAACUGCUAAUGGUGCAAUUUGUCAGUAACACAGUCAUACAUCCUUACCACUGAGCAAUUUUCAAUGUAUCUUUAUGACAGAAAAUCUCUUCUGAAAUACUKACUCAAAAAAAAUUCUGUUCAUUGCUAAAACCGGAGAAUAAUAAUAAUAAAAAAAUGAUGGUGAUCAUCUACAGCAGCAAAUUAUUAAAAGACAAGGAGAAUAAGAACAAUCGAAUAGAUUUAAACAGGAAUUUUAAAAGAUGCCAGAAAUCUUCACAAAAGUCUAUUACAAUUACAUCACAAUUCAACRCAAUCUUAACAGCAACAUGCAAUAUGCCAUGUACGAGGAAAACAUGUUUAUACUAAAGAAACAUAGACCUGUCUGGAAAUGGUUCAUUACUAACCUUCAUAAUACUAAAAGUUCAAGAAAACCCAAGCAAAGAGGGCUAUAAAAGCCAGCAUCAAGUGUAAUUUCUUUGUUUUUCUUCAGAGACAUUAGCUUCCAUGUACAUUUUCCUUUGUUUUCCACUGUCACUACACAGUGUCUCCAGAUGGGUUCAGAAGUGAAAUAUAAACUCCUGUGGUCAGGGCAGCACCUACAACAGCCAGUCAAGUUUCACAGAAACUGCUCCAUUACACGGGCUCUUUUACUAGAAAAGUUUUACUUACUUUUCUAUUAGUGCUAAUAAACAUUCCAGGACAUAGAAAAGAGCAAAUCUCAUCUGAGGAAUCUCAGAGAAGACUGCAGAAUGUCCAUUCUUGGAGGUUUUUAAGAUCUGACUGGACAAAGCCCUGUACAACCAGUGUGGGCCCUAAUUUGAGCAGGAGAUUGGACAAGAGACCUGCUGUAUUCUCCCAACCUAAAUGAAUCUAGGAUUCCAUAGGAAAGUUAUUUUUCUUGAAACAAUCCCUUCAAACAACUACACAAAACGUUUUCUGUGUUAAGGGGAUAAUUACACAUUUGUCUCAUAACUUGUGAGUCCUUAAASGUAUGCAAAAUGGUGUAAAUACAUGCCAUAACACAAUAAAAAUGACAACUGGACAAUAUCCAUGACCUUUAAAAUACAUUAUAUGGUACAAUAUGGUCUCACUUUUAGUUCUGUUGCAAGUACUUUAAAACAUGCCUCCGCAUAUCAUCUGUAAUAAUCACAUUACUAAAUGAUCAAUUAAUUAUUAAAAUACACUUCUCUGUGUUUUAAAUAACCUUUUUACGGAAAUAUGUAUAUUCUCUCUGAAUAAGCUAAAGCAAAAUGUAAGUUGACAUUAAAUCAAUAAAGUAAU